Trichoderma harzianum CBS 226.95 is the source of this 480-nucleotide messenger RNA. RefSeq lists its product as hypothetical. Lineage: Eukaryota; Fungi; Ascomycota; Sordariomycetes; Hypocreales; Hypocreaceae. The record is from RefSeq and is a predicted model, not a curated record. The coding region runs from base 62 to 295 and encodes 77 amino acids. The transcript has a single exon.
UCUUCUGCCAAUAGAACAAGGACAGCGCAUAGAAGAGGCCACCCCCCCUCUCCAAAUCCAAAUGAAUCGCCAGGCACUCGAGGAGGAGCUGACGGUUCAGGAGGUGAUUCUCGACUCGCUGCAGGACGAGGCCGGGGAGGAUGCGGAGGUGCAGCGGGACGAGGCGAGGAGGGAGAUUGUGAGGCUCAAGCGGAUGCUGAGGACGCUGUCCAUGACUGCUGCCGGUGGUGAAGCCGGCCAAGAUACGAGUACGAGAGCCUGUCAUGAUGCCGUGAGCUGUUUGUGCAAAUGCUGAUUCGGUGCAUUUUUUUCUUCUUAUAGUAAUAGGUCGUCCUAGAGCCGCACAUGCCCAAAGCCAGGCCUCACAGGCUCCAGCGUCGUCACCACAAAGUGAGUACGUGCGCUUUUUCGUCAUUGAAUUGGAUGGGCAACUUUUUGGUUAUCCUUAUCUGCUGCCCGGUAUCUUUUUGCUUGGUUUGG